AUGAAGUGCGGCCACAGCACGGAAAUGCUUGCUUUUAGUAAAGACGAAACCAUCCCCGAAGAGCAAAUCAUUUUAAAUCCAGGAGAAAGUCUGAAGCCUCUGGAACCAGCUCAUUCCCCUCAGUGCAACUGCAAUAAUAAGAAUAUUCUUAGAAGAACUUACAGGCUUUUUUUAAAGCGAAAAGAGCAACCACAAGGAUGCAUAAAUUCAAUAAAAUUAAGCGAAAAAGUAAAAAUCACAGACGCAGAGAUUUCCUACUAUUACAUCUUGAACCAGACAAAAAUAGAUUGCCAAGGCUACAAUGAUGCCAGCUGCCAAAUCACCUUGGAUGUCGAAAGGACCUAUAAUGAUAUACCUUACUUCAGCCAAGGAAACGGUAAAAUUAUUCUCAAAAGAAUGCUUUUAGCAUACGCAAAAUACAACCCCAACCUUGGCUACGUCCAAGGGAUGAACUUAAUAGCUGCAGCAUUGCUUUGGCAUACCUCAGAAAUUCAUGCAUUUUGACUGCUUGUAAGCUUGAUCAACGAUUUUGACCUAACAGCUUUGUUUCUACCUGGAUUUCCAGGUUUGGAGAAGCAUUGCCAUGUGGCCGAUUUCAUGCUGAUUGAGUAUCUUCCAGCAUUGUAUGAGCAUUUAUCAAGGCAUGGGAUAAUGACUCAAAUGAUCAUGAUUGAAUGGUGUCUUACCUUAUUUACGUCAGUAAUACCAUUGGAUGACACUAUAUGAUUUUUCAAUAAAUUCAUCAAGCAUCGUUGGGUGUUCUUUUACAAGGUUUUUUUAGAAGUGCUGGAAAGACUGGAAGAAAAAAUAAUUAGAGACUCAAUUGUAACAAUUAUUAAUUAUUAAUUGUUUCUAAAGUUUUUUGUAUAUAAGCAUUUAUUUAAAAAAAAUUGUCUUCGUUCUCUCAAAGGGAGGAUAAUUUUCCCCAAAGCAGGAUUUCUCCAAUGUUUUUGUUUGCUUUUGAAGGGGUGAGCUAGGUGCAAUAGCGCCGCAGCAAUUUUGAAGAUAUAGAAAUUGCCCGAUGAUGGCGCUCAAUGCGCCAUCAUCGGGCAACGUCUUUUCAGGGUCCACACGGGAAAUGUGUUCCACAUGUGGAGGCCUUUUUAAACACGUAGAGAAUCCUCAUUCCACACGUGGAGCCCAUUUCCCGUGUGGACCCUUAAAAGAUGUUGCCCGAUGAUGGCACAUUGAGAGCCAUCAUCGGGCAAUCAGUAUAAUUCAAAAGAGAAGAAAUACUCGACAAAUUUGGGAUGAAUUUUUAAGUGAAAUGGAGAAGCCACGUGAGAAAUUGACAUGGGAAAAGCUAAUUAAGCAUGCAAAAGAAAAAACCAUUAAUGAAGUUUGUAUCAAGUAUUUACUGGGACAAUUUUAUAAUAUCAGUUAA
Molecule: messenger RNA, 1384 nt
Organism: Blepharisma stoltei
Lineage: Eukaryota; Ciliophora; Heterotrichea; Heterotrichida; Blepharismidae
Source: the annotation of a GenBank genome assembly